UCAAAUGAUUUGGCUAAAUAUGAUUUAACUAUUUGUAUGCUCCUUAACGCGCAUACAUAUGACGCAUAUUACCAUUUAGAUAUUGGAUAAACAAUACACUGUAAUCUUACAUGUUUACGUUGGCUCUGUGAGAACAUCAACAACAACAACAGCGAGGCACAAUUGUUUGUUGUAGUGCUGAUAAAAUUCAGUAAGCGAGAAGAAUAAAGACGCGUUAGUCACCACGCCUUUUGCGGUCGCGUAAAUAACUAGGGCUCGAGGCUGGCAAUACUCAUAUAAUGCCGAUAUUAUAUAGUGUUAUAGCUCGUGGCACUACGGUGCUGGCAAAGUUCGCCGAAUGUGUAGGAAAUUUUGCAGAAGUAACCGAACAAAUUUUGGGAAGAAUAGGUGUGCAUAAUCAUAAAAUGACCUAUACACACGGCGAUUAUUUGAUACAUUACACUUGCGAAAAUAAGAUAAUUUAUAUGUGCAUAACUGACAAUGAAUUUGAACGCUCUCGCGCUUUUCUUUUCUUGGCGGACAUCAAGCAGAAAUUUAUUCAUACGUAUGGCCUACAGGUUGCCACUGCCAUUGCCUAUGCCAUGAAUACGGAAUUUUCAAAAGUGUUAUCCCAGCAAAUGGUCUACUUUAGUCAAUCGCGAGAAGUCGAUACCAUAUCGCGAGUUCAUGGUCAAAUUGAUGAACUUAAAGAUAUUAUGAUUAAGAAUAUAGAUAGUCUGCGCGAUCGCGGCGAGAAACUGGAGCUGUUGGUUAAUAAAACAGAGAACUUGAGCAAUAACUCAGUUGCAUUCCGCAAGGCUUCACGUAACUUGGCGCGUCAAAUGUUUUGGAAGAAAAUUCGGAUCUAUGUUGUCGUCGGCCUAGUAAUCAUAUUUGUUAUCUAUGUAAUUGUAAGCAUGGCAUGCGGCGGCCUCGCUUGGCAGUCGUGCAUUCAAUAAUAAUUUGCCAAUGCAUAAGGUAGUUGUUGCAGCAAUGUUUAUUAUUAUUACUAUCAUAUACAAAGUUUCGUACUAUCAAUAAUCUCUGUUAUAUGGAAUAAAGAUGUAUGUAUAUAAAGU
Molecule: messenger RNA, 1058 nt
Organism: Drosophila navojoa
Lineage: Eukaryota; Metazoa; Arthropoda; Insecta; Diptera; Drosophilidae
Gene: Vamp7
Product: Vesicle-associated membrane protein 7
Biological process (GO): exocytosis; vesicle fusion
Cellular component (GO): SNARE complex; membrane
Molecular function (GO): SNAP receptor activity; SNARE binding
Source: RefSeq, a predicted model, not a curated record